UUACAGCUCUAUAAAAUUUAUUUACAAAAUUGACGCUCGAGAUUCGAAAUAUACGCACGCAAGUUUUGUUGCUGCCGGAGUCCCAUAGCACUGUUGUUGCAUGUUUAUGUUGAUGUGCAUGGCGUGCAUGGGAAGGGAGCCUGAGCGUGUUUUUAUUAGUUUGUAUACUAUAUACCUUGGUGCCUCCUGGGUGGGCUAGCACAAGGCAGUAUGGCUAGCAUGUAUAAAGUUUGACGUAUGUGCAGCGCGCAUCUUGGCGCCCUAACUCUUCAACAACAACAAAAACAACAACAACAACAACAGCGCGCAUCUUGCCAAAGGCGUGUGAAGUGCAGUGUCCUACUUUUGAUUUCAGCUUUGUUUUAAGUUUGUAUCGGUGGCAACAAUGAGUUCAAGCUUGUAUCAAGCUGGAGAUUAUGUUUACAUUGAGACAUCAUCUACGACCCCAUACCAGAUUCGGCGGAUAGAAGAUUUUAAGCUGGGAGCUGAGGGCCCUGUGGAGGCCAAAGUGACAUGUGUCUACCGCAGGACCAAUCUGCCACCCUCCCUCAUCUCACUGGCAGACACACUCCAUGCCGCUGACGUGUGGCCGGGCGGUGAGCCGACCGGUCGUGAGGGCGCUUUGCGCCGUCACCUGUCCCGGCAGCGCGAGCUGUUCCCGUCCCGUCAGACAGAGUUGGUGCCGGUGACCCGGAUCCGCGGCCGCUGUUCGGUGGGCCUGCUGAGCGGUGCCGAGCAGCCGCACCACUACCUGGAAAAGGAGAACUCGUUCUACUACUGUCUGCUGUUCGAUCCGGCUCAGCGCAGUCUUGUGGCGGACCGUGGGGAGAUCAGGGUCGGGGAGGAGUACCAGGCGGCAUCUCCAGCAGACCGCUGCCCCCUCCGGCCCGGAGAGCCGGACCUGGAGAGAGCCGAGCCACUGGAGACGCUGCUCUGGACUCCGGGGCGGAUCGACGACGCUGAGGUGGACACCUUCCUCAGGCUGGCUCGCUCAGUGGGCACCCUGGCACGCGCCCUGGACCCCUCAGUGACCGGUCGGUGCGGCGCCAGUCUCCACUUAGCCGCGGCCGCUGCCGGCCGGGACGCCACCACCCAGCACGCGCUGGACGCGCUCCACGCGGCCGACUACCGCCUUCCAGCAGCUCUCUCCGGACUUGUGGCCGGUCGCCGAGCAGAGCGGCUGACGCUGUGCCGUGAUCAGCUGGAUGCCUGGACGGUCUCCGAGGCACAGCUGUUUGAGAAGGCUAUGAACAAGUGUGGAAAGGCGUUCGGCGAUAUUCGACGGGAUUUUCUCCCAUGGAAGAGCACUGCCCAGCUGGUAGAGUACUACUACCUAUGGAAGACCGCCGACCGCUACCUACGCCGGCGACUAACCAAGGCGGCGGCGGCGUCUGGCCGACCGAUCCGCCUCCUGCUGCCCGACUGUGGCCGCUGGGAGGGAGCGGAGGGCGGGCAGAUGUCACCCGACCGGGGCCACGCAGGGGGACCCGCCUGCGCCGGCUGCUCCGCCAGCCGGGCGUCUCGCUGGUUCGCCUGGGGCUGGAGGCGGCUCUGCGGUCCGUGCUGGCUCCACUGGCGGCGCUACGGAGGUCUGCGGCGCCCCCCUACCCGUGAUGCUUAUGCCUCUGCUACCGAGCGGCGGCCGCUCCGGCCGCCCCCGCCCAUCCCUCGGCCUCCGGCGGCAGUUCGGACCGGCUGCGCUCGGCGCCGACCGGAUGCGGCGGCAGUGGGUCGCGGCCUCGCGCUGCCUACCUUCCAGGUUCGACCGCCGCCGCUGCUGCUGCUGGCUCGUCGGCUGUGCGCGGCGCGUCUGAGACUGAGGAGGCUGGCACGCUGUCCUCUGAGGGCGGUCAGCGGGCCGGCGACGCAGGCGCAGUGUCUGCAGCUUCUCUCGGAGCUCUCAGAGGAGGAGUUGGAGCAGCUGGCGGCGGCCGGGGGUGGAGCGGGCUCGUCUGCCGCUCGCCGCCGCCGGCGCUGCCGUACAGAGCGGCUCCUGCCGCUGAGGACCGGCCAGCCGGCGCCCUCGGCCCCCGCCUGGCUGGUGACUGGGGAGCGGGCGCCGCCGCCGGCCCGAGAGGCGUUCCCCCGCCCGCUGAAGGCGCCUGAUGGCAGUAUCAUCUACACCCCGGUACGGAGCCGACCGUCGGUGGCCGCCGGUCGACUCCGCGGACUCUCUCUGGACAGCCCCUCAGCUCUCCCCGGUUCCCCGGUGUUGCGAGUCCGUCGGCCCUCCAUCUCCCAGACGGCUCACCGACGCAGCUCGGCCAGCUAACGGCAACGUCGGCAGACCGGAAAGCUGGGCGUAAUGGGUUCACGAUGGGAUGUCAACGGACUGAUAACGUUGCUGACGUCACGGCACCGGCCCGGUGUAUGUGACGUCAUAGCGGCGUCACAGCCUGAGAUGGAUCGGUUCGGGACUGGCUGUAAACGGCACUUCUACAGGUCUUGGCAUGCCAGACCAGGUCAGUCACUCGGGCUGCUGCCAUGCUGAUUGCUGGUGCUCAUAGGUCGCUCAUUUUGAUGUAAGAGAGGAACAACCACGUCUUACCACCGUGUAUUUAUUACCUUUUUACCAUAUGUGACUGAUGAUAAUAUAUCUAUGUACUGAAGGGU
Molecule: messenger RNA, 2613 nt
Organism: Amphibalanus amphitrite
Lineage: Eukaryota; Metazoa; Arthropoda; Thecostraca; Balanomorpha; Balanidae
Product: metastasis-associated protein MTA3-like
Exons: 13
Coding region: 386-2272 (628 amino acids)
Biological process (GO): negative regulation of transcription by RNA polymerase II
Cellular component (GO): nucleoplasm; NuRD complex
Molecular function (GO): chromatin binding; histone deacetylase binding; transcription coactivator activity
Source: RefSeq, a predicted model, not a curated record